Molecule: messenger RNA, 1344 nt
Organism: Acanthosepion pharaonis
Lineage: Eukaryota; Metazoa; Mollusca; Cephalopoda; Sepiida; Sepiidae
Source: the annotation of a GenBank genome assembly
AUGACUGUCAUGGGAACGGGCAGCGUUUCUCUGUGUCCGUUCCAAUUCGGCCCAACUCCCACAAGAGUGUUUCUUCUCCAACCACGCUCCUUUUUUUUUCUUCCCUUCCUCCCACCCCCCACCAACUACAAUUUUAUCCCUUUAUUUUAUUUGUUUAUUUUCUGUUUACCAGCCGUCUGCCAAUCAGCCCGUCAGCUAACGGAAUUGAAUAAAUACUCUGGAGCCAUUCCCCGUUUAUUUCAUUUACUCUUAUCUCUUAUUUUCCUUCUUUUCCUUUUUUUUCCCCCUAAUUUUAUUCUCUUUUCGGCACUUCCUCUUCCGGUUUGUUUUUUUUCUGAAGCUGUCUUUCAUUUUCCUCACUUACUAUUCUUUCUUUCUUUCUUUCUUCCUUCCUUCCUUCCUUCCUUCCUUUCUUUCUUUCUUCCUUCCUUCCUUUCUUUCUUCCUUCCUUUCUUUCUUUCUUUCUUUCUUCCUUUCUGUCUUUCUUUCUUUCUACUAUUUCCCUUUUUAUUUCUUUUUUCUACCAUUUCUCUUCUUUUUUCAUUCUUUCUUUUUCUUUUUUCUUUUUUUUCUUUAAUUCAUCCAUUUACUUUUUUUCUUGCUAGCUCGUUUUUUCUCCAUUCUUUUCCUUUCUUUUCCUCAUUAUCCCUCUUUCUUUCUUUCUUCCUUUCUGCCUUUCUUUCUUUCUACUAUUUCCCUUUUUAUUUCUUUUUUCUUCUAUUUCUUUCUUUUUCCUUCUUCUUUAAUUCCUCCAUUUACUUUUUUCUUUCUGCCUUCCCAGGCGAAGAACUGGAGGAAAAUUCUUUCUAUCGCAAAACUAAAAAAAAACAACGUUACCUCAUUUUCUCCGUUUUCUUUUCUUCCAUUUUUUCUUCGUCUUUCUCCGCUCUCUCCUUCUCUUUCUUCAUUUCUUUCCUCCUCCUCUCUUUCUUUUUUCUGAUCUCUCUAUCUCUCUCUCUCUCUCUCUUUCCGCUUGUUCGUUUUUCUCUCACUUUCUUUCUCUCUCUUGCUUUUCUCUGUAUCGAUCUCUCUAUUUCCCUUUCUCUUUCUUCCUAUCUUUCUUUUUGUCUUUCUUUUUCUUUCUCUCUCUCUCUCUCUUCAUCUUGCUCUCUCUCUCUCUCUCUCUGCGUCUUUCUAUCUAUCUAUCUCUCGUCUCUGUCACUGUCUUUGUGUUCCUUUUUCCUUUUCUUUCUUUUUCUCUCUUUAUCUACAACUAAAGGCGAUCAACUUGCAAGCCAAUAUUCUAUCUAUCUAUCUAUCUAUCUAUCUAUCUAUCUAUCUAUCUAUGUGCCUAAAGAUAAAAAGAGGAAAAGUCCACUGACAUUUUACAAAUGUCUCCCAUAA